UAAAGGCAACUAAGUGAAGGGCGUAAUUAAUCCUCUACACACACAUAUGCAUGCAUUCUUGUAGCACCCGCCAUACAUCAUCCCAUAUCAAACCCAUAACAGCGAUGGGGCCACCCAUCGGCCCGCCUUUUUGCGUAAUUUGAGACCCUCUUUUCCCCGAGCUCAGCAGACCCGCGCGCGUUUUGGCUCGGUUCUACCCGGACAGUUUAUAUUCUUCGUAACUGAGGUCGCGUUCUCGUCGCGGAUUCGAGUUUUGAGCUUUUGUUUAUACCAGAUUUGAAAAGUUGUUUGAAAGACCCACAAUUGUCUGUGUAGAAGUUAUUAGGUGCUACCCGAAUUACAGAUCCUCAUUAGGAGCCUUCAGGGGAUAACUUACUUUGGGUCAAGGGCGCUAUGAAAGAGAAGAGCAAAAAUGCGGCACGUAGCAGACGAGAAAAGGAAAACGCAGAAUUUACCGAAUUGGGCAAAUUGUUGCCCUUACCGGACGCCAUCACUGCGCAAUUGGACAAGGCGUCUAUUAUUCGGCUCACCACGUCCUAUUUGAAGAUGCGACAAGUAUUUCCAGAAGGUUUGGGAGAUGCUUGGGGCGCUAGUCCAGUGAUUCCGAACUCCAGGGAAAUGCUGCUAAAAGAGCUGGGAUCCUACCUCUUGCAAACUUUGGAUGGUUUCAUUUUUGUGGUCGCUCCCGAUGGAAAAAUUAUGUACAUCUCAGAAACUGCCUCUGUCCAUCUAGGUUUAUCGCAGGUGGAACUCACAGGAAAUAGUAUUUACGAGUAUGUCCAUCAGGAUGACCACGAAGAAAUAACUGCAGUUUUGACACAGUCACUACCUUACUCGCCAUCAUCAAACAACCACGACUACGAAAUUGAAAAAGUGUUUUUCUUGCGAAUGAAAUGCGUUUUAGCCAAACGAAACGCGGGAUUAACAAACGGCGGUUUUAAGGUAAUUCAUUGCUCUGGUUACUUGAAAAUUAAGAAGUUUCCACCCGGCAAUAGCGGAACUUACGAACCAGGAUGUUUUCACAAUAUGGGACUGGUCGCAGUUGGUCAUUCGCUGCCUCCCAGUGCUAUAACGGAGAUCAAAUUGCAUGGAAACAUGUUUAUGUUUAGGGCAAGUUUGGACCUGAAGCUUAUAUUUUUAGAUGCUCGGGUGGCCCAGCUCACAGGCUAUGAACCUCAGGAUCUCAUCGAAAAAACUCUUUACCACUACAUACAUGGCAGUGAUAUUUUUGCGAUGCGAUUUUCUCAUCAUCAAUUAUUAUUGAAGGGGCAAGUCACGACCAAGUACUACCGGUUCUUGUGCAAAGGGGGUGGCUGGGUGUGGAUGCAGAGUUACGCUACUAUUGUACACAACUCUAGAUCUUCGAGACCUCACUGUAUAGUCUCUGUUAACUACGUGCUAAGUAAUAGCCAAUCGAAGGACCUAAUCAUCAACUUGACUCAGGCAGCCCAGAAAGAAGAAGUGCAAACGUCCCCGCGUCACGACAACCACUCACCUCUAUCUACACCAACCAGAGCCAUCGGCCAAUCGAAAUACCAUCAUCAUAUUCCGUCACAGGCCCCCAAUGGCAUAUCCAGACUGAGCGGGGGGGCCCAAAUUAUAGAGACCGAACAUUUCGGCGACUCAAACGGAGCUGGAACAGGCUUUGGAAGUACCAUCGACUACGAGCACGGCAAUGUGCUUUUCAUUCAUGCGCCCCAAGAAGAUUCCGGGCCGUAUUACCAUCCAGAUUUAUACUACACGUACAACGAUCCGGAGGCGUCUUCCUACUCUGCAUUAACUGGUUCCGUAACGCCGCAAAAUAGACCAUUUAGCGCAUCAUCAAGUAGCUGCAGUUCCAUAGAGAGCGGCAUCAAUGAUAAUACGCAUCGCUAUGUGCAUCCUAUUGGGCUCAAUCCUCUUGCGAGUGUCGAUCCUUCGGGGGGAAGCAAUACAGAUUUUCACUGCUUCAAUGGCCAGAGUCCAUCGCAGCCGCCCAGUACGAAUUGGAGUUCAACAAAUGUUCACCAUCCAGAGUUUAAGCACGAGUUUGUGCACCAUGUGGGACACAACCCGGCGUAUACCAGUGUGAUAGUUGAUAGCCAACAGUAUCAAAUCAACAAUGAGUUUGUACAUUAGAUUGUAUGGAGUCUACAACAGAUUUGCAGUAGGAGAAUUCAACAUUAAUCGAAGAAAACAUUUCGUAUGUUCCAGGACCUAAUGUUUAAGAGCACUAUGUACAAAUGUUCUUUGAGUUUCGUUAGUCAUUGUACAUUUUGAGGAUCGGUAAAGCGACAAUAAUAAAAGACUGUGAAUUUUAAAUUAUAAAUGUACAUAAAUGUUAAUGAAUAACUGACGUGAAUCUCAAUAAUAAUUUUAACACGUAAAUACAAUGUGAAUAUUAUUUAGUUACCCAUGUAUGUAAUCGUCUGACUUGUAUUAUAGCUUUGAAAUAUAUCACCAAAAAUAAGUACGAA
Molecule: messenger RNA, 2456 nt
Organism: Dendroctonus ponderosae (mountain pine beetle)
Lineage: Eukaryota; Metazoa; Arthropoda; Insecta; Coleoptera; Curculionidae
Gene: sim
Product: single-minded homolog 1
Exons: 9
Coding region: 394-2118 (574 amino acids)
Biological process (GO): regulation of transcription by RNA polymerase II
Cellular component (GO): cytoplasm; nucleus; transcription regulator complex
Molecular function (GO): RNA polymerase II transcription regulatory region sequence-specific DNA binding; DNA-binding transcription factor activity, RNA polymerase II-specific; protein dimerization activity
Source: RefSeq, a predicted model, not a curated record